AUGCUUACACUUGUAGUUCAAGGAAACAACCUUCUACGGGGAUCGACUUUAGUCGCUGCUUCACGACUUGUGGCUUCCAUAUUGACUCGACAAUACCCUGCUCCCAAGGGCCUGUUGGAUUUGGGCACCUUUUUGUUUUUUGCAGGCUAUAAAGUCAGCGACCGCGAAAACCCCGCGGACUUCUUCAUCGAUCUUCUGCAUACUGAACUGCCAGCCGAGGUUGGCGAAUGUCUCAAUGUUCUGGAUCCCUCUGUGGAGGAUAUGCGAAAAUAUCAGAAAAAAUUUCCAGAUGAAAAUGUGAUAGAAAAGCAGCAAGUGGCAACAUCGGACCAGCUGGCUCUGCGUCUUCAAUGCGUCUUCUACUCCUCCUAUGAUUGGAUUUCGUGA
Dibothriocephalus latus is the source of this 387-nucleotide messenger RNA. The record is from the annotation of a GenBank genome assembly. NCBI's taxonomy places the organism in Eukaryota, Metazoa, Platyhelminthes, Cestoda, Diphyllobothriidea, Diphyllobothriidae.